Molecule: messenger RNA, 1936 nt
Organism: Uranotaenia lowii
Lineage: Eukaryota; Metazoa; Arthropoda; Insecta; Diptera; Culicidae
Product: LITAF domain-containing protein
Exons: 3
Coding region: 519-908 (129 amino acids)
Molecular function (GO): zinc ion binding
Source: RefSeq, a predicted model, not a curated record
CACUGCAAAAAGGUGGAGAAGCAGCACGCACGCCAAACUGUCGUGUUGAAGUAAAACCGAAGACAGAAAAAAAGAGCUGAACUCUGGUCUGGUGUUGGUUUCGCUUAGAACGAUUUUUUUUCCUCCGUUGUCUGUUUCCUUCCUGAAUCGCAGGAAAAAUCGCCCAAAGCGUAGUGCUAAAAAUACCUGAAGGCAGAUGAUGAAGUCAUAUUCAUAUCGCUCGGCGAACGCAACAGACAACUAACUAGAGAGAGUGAUUCGAAUACGUCGGACUAAUCGCUGUAUGUUCUAUCAAGUGUUUUGUGGUGCUCGUUGGCGUUUUGGGUUGUGUGGCAAGGUUGCAAAAUUAUUGUGCGGAGGAUUGCCCCGUUCGAUUAAUUAGCGUUGCAAUUUGUGCAAUCGAAUCAAUCGGGAGUGUUAGGAGGUGAUAUACUUGAACCUUUCAAGGGACAGAAAACGACCGAUCCAGGCCUUCGGUAGGCAGUGAGGAGUAACCAACAAUUUCUCAUUCCACCAUCAUGAGCAAAGACGCCCCGCCGGCCUACGGCUUCGUCCUGGCGCCCUCGGCCCCGCCCAGCUAUGCCCAGGCAGUGGGAGGAGUUCCGCCGGCCAGCCCAUUCACACCGAACGUACCUCAGACGCAGCAGCAAACCGGGCCAACGAUUAUCACCACGGUCGUACCGCUAGGACCCCAGGCAACGCACAUGAUCUGCCCAAGCUGCCAUGCCGAGAUCAACUCUCAGACAACCACUUCGCCCGGCCUGAUCGCUUACGUUUCCGGCUUCUUGAUAGCUCUCUUUGGAUGCUGGCUUGGAUGCUGUCUCAUUCCGUGUUGCAUUGACGAGUGCAUGGAUGUUCAUCACACUUGUCCCCACUGCAAGGCCUAUCUCGGACGCCACCGACGAUAAACGGGAUUCACCUGGCCCCAACCUUUCACAGGAAAGGAGACGGAGAAAAAACACACACAAAAACUUAAAAGAAGAGAAAAAAAACGAAACAUCACAAUUAUUGUAUAACAAUUACCUACAUCACGCAGUUAAUAGCAUGCUAAAAACAUGUAAAAUUUAUGUCUAGUACGAAUCGUUACGAUGUUUGAUAAGCGUAGUAGAUUCAAACUUUGUGCCACCCGCCGGAAAUAACAAAAAAAAAAUUACAACAACGGAAUCUUUAUCGUCUUACUUAUAUUGCAUGUGUCUGUGUGAGUGUGAGCAUGAAAGUCACAUCCACGAAAAAAAAGUACCUACACUCACAGAAAUAUUGAAGCCACUGCAACCAUGCUAUUGUUUCGAGGAAUCAGUCAGUUCGGCAGAAAAUAUUUCCUCAAAGAAACUCAUUGGAACCACAAAGCGCUGGAUGAUUUCUUCGAAACAAUUAUAUUCCAGCCAAAAUUGUCAUCGUUUAUUAAAUCCGGUAGAAAAGCAAUUUUUGUAAAGGAAGUUAUGUCGAACUUUCAAUUUUAACAUUAAAAUGGCUUUACACAUUCGAGUAACAAACUACAUACACAAUGCCUUACAAGUAUUGGAAGGCAUCGAAAGGCGCUUUGCCUUUAAAAACAGAAGAAAAAAAAAACAAAUAUUAAAAAGUUUUCAAUUUACCAUCGCCGCUCGGUAUCCAACAAUUUUGACUUAGUUUUCCACUAGUUCAUAUAUUUCAAGUUUUCCCUUCUGCUCUGCUCUUACCAAUUAGUUAGAAUAUAACUUAUUAUCUCGUUAAUGUUAAAUGAUGCGGAAAAUGAAACGGCAAACAAAUAACCUCUCGGUAGACCUCUUAUUCGUGAUUAUUGUGGAAUUAAUGAUAUUAUGUUAUUAUUCUGUCCUCCCAAACGUUUCAAAACUGGCUCUAAUCGAUUUCUACAUAAUCUUUGAUUAUUUUUGUAGCUGUAAUAUUGUUAUAACAUCUGCAAACAUGAAUAAACCAAACAUAAUUUUAAUGCCUA